AUCCCAUGACAGCUCGCAAUUAUCUCUCGCUCUCCGCGGAUUUCCGUCAAAAUGUUUACAUCUCUCGCUUUCCGUAGAUGAAUUUCGCAGCCGUUGCACGUCAACAAAAAUGCUACCAAGAUUCGCCGGCUGCAUCGAAAAUGCGAGUGAAGUUCCUGCAACGCUUGAUUCGUGACAACGCAACCACAUUCCGGAGCAAGCGCCUGUGGUUCCUGAUAAUCGCGGUGACCGUUUUCGCCUGGCGGAAGAGACCAAAUAUUUUCUCCGCCGAGCCGGUCGACCAGGCCGCCUGCUGCGAGCCCAUUGACGUGGUCUACACCUGGGUGAACGGGUCCGACCCGGAGUUUAUCAAAUCAAUCCAGAAAUUCACGCCGGAUUACGACCAGGCACGGUUCGACGAUAAAAAUGAGCUCAAAUAUUCGCUGCGGUCGCUGGAGGCGUUUGCACCGUGGGUCCGGCACGUCUACAUCGUAACCAACGGGCAGAUCCCGUACUGGCUGAACAUGGCCUGCGAAAGGGUCACUAUAAUUUCGCACGCUCAAAUCGCCCCCGAGAACACUCUGCUUCCGACAUUCUCCAGCUCCACGAUUGAAACGUUCAUUCACCGCAUUCCAAGUCUUUCCAAAAAGUUUCUGUACCUGAACGACGAUAUCUUCCUGGGCGCCCCGCUCUACCCUGAAGACCUCUUUACAAGCUCCGAAGGGACGAGAGUGUACACGGCGUGGACCGUGCCGGACUGCACGCUGGGCUGCCCCUGGGUUUACGUUGGAGACGGAUCGUGCGACGCGAUCUGCAACAUUGAAGAGUGUCAGUUCGAUGGCGGUGACUGCCAGGACCACGUGGACUAUUAUGACGACGAGACCUCCACAUCGACGACCCCGAAAGUUGUCUACGAGGUCCCGAAACUUGUCCCCAAAAACAACAUAACUUCGCUGAGCGUUCGUUAUGUAGCCAAGCACCGCAAACCUCGCAACUUUGACGAGCUCCUGAAGAAGCACCCGCCCAACAACACCGAGCUCAAAUCGUUCGUCGACCAAUUCAACAAUAACCAAAAACGCCAACAUUCCAAAGCGACCCCCACCACUGAGGCUGCUCAGAUUUCAUCCUCGAAGGACAUCUACGCCCAGAAUCUGAUCCACACCAACAGAAUAUUGAACAGUUUUUAUGGAUAUCGGUCCCGCAAAGUCCUGGCGCACGUCGGCUUUCUUCUGGAUCGCGACUAUGUCGACGAAUUAUUAAAACGGUUUUAUCCACAUUUCGAAUUGACGGCAAACAACCGUUUCCGCCAUCCGCAGGAUGUGCAGUUCGCUUUUGCUUAUUAUCAUUUUUUGAUGAGUGAAGCUCGCAAACUGACCGUUUCGGAGAUAUUUGACGAACUGGACACUGACAACUCGUCAACGUGGUCCGACAGAGAGAUUCGGACCCUGCUGGCCAGGAUAUAUCCACUCCCGUUGGACUGGGCGAUUGUGAGAUAUUUCGAGCAAAUUGUGGUGAAUUGCUCGAGGGAAUUGGGCGAGGAUCGGGAGGAUAAUGUCCAAUACACCACGCUGGUGUAUGAGCGGUACGAGGAUUCAAACAUUCCACGGGUAACAAAACGACUUGUUACUCAAUGUUCGCCAUUAACUGAAGUCCUUCUAAACAACUUUAGUGAACGCCCCAAAUACAAAUUCAACGUUAACCAGAAGACUGGGAUGUACAGCAAUUUUAAAAUGCUCACAUCAAAUAUGUCGGAAGUUGUGGACGCGCUUGAUGAACUACGUAAAAAUCCAAAAAAAUUCAACUGCAUCAACGACAAUCUUGAUCCAGCAUACCCAGACGAGAAUCAACUUAUCAAAUUGAUCCUUGAGGACUUCUACCUGUCGUUCUUCCCGCGUCGCAGCCAGUUCGAGCUUCCCGACAAUUUACGUAAUCGUUUUACACAUAUUGACGACUACCUGGCCUGGAAACAAGGCAGAGAAUUUGUCAUGUUUAUUUUGUAUGUGUUCAGUGCCAUUAUGUGUGCUAUGGGAUUGAAAUAUUUUUGUUGUCAUAAAGCGAAAUAUGCCCGGAAAUUUAUUCCUUAUAAAUGUUGUGAUAUUUAAUGCGAUUCAAUGGUGAAAGUUACAAGAGGCCCCAGAUGCGUAAUUCUUAUUGAUUCCUUAGUUUUUUUGUGCCCCAGAAUUCGACGAAUUUAUUUUGAGAUUAUUUUUGUUUAUUUCAAUGUAUUUUGUGUGAAAUGCAAGUAGGUUUAAGGUAAGCUAAAAGUAGAUAUCCAUUUGAAUAAAUCAUCGAAAAUAUUUACAAAUA
Molecule: messenger RNA, 2286 nt
Organism: Hermetia illucens (black soldier fly)
Lineage: Eukaryota; Metazoa; Arthropoda; Insecta; Diptera; Stratiomyidae
Gene: Gnptab
Product: N-acetylglucosamine-1-phosphotransferase subunits alpha/beta
Exons: 4
Coding region: 78-2081 (667 amino acids)
Biological process (GO): N-glycan processing to lysosome; carbohydrate phosphorylation
Cellular component (GO): Golgi apparatus
Molecular function (GO): UDP-N-acetylglucosamine-lysosomal-enzyme N-acetylglucosaminephosphotransferase activity
Source: RefSeq, a predicted model, not a curated record